This is a messenger RNA of Tuber melanosporum (Perigord truffle), 1929 nucleotides long. RefSeq lists its product as uncharacterized. The transcript is spliced from 10 exons. Gene Ontology annotation, molecular function: ATP binding; ATP-dependent protein folding chaperone. Bases 116 to 1714 code for a protein of 532 amino acids. Lineage: Eukaryota; Fungi; Ascomycota; Pezizomycetes; Pezizales; Tuberaceae. The record is from RefSeq and is a predicted model, not a curated record.
CCCACACAACCUUAGGGAAGUGAGUGAAGGUUUAGCUGCCGCCAUCAUAGCAUUCCUUCUGAACGUAGAUAUUUCAUCCCCGCAUCUAAUCUUCAAACCAUAGUUCCAACCGCCGAUGGCAGGCCUUCACAGGAUCAUCGUCGGCCUCGACUUUGGAACAACUUAUUCCGCCCUCGCCUGGGCGUCAUCCAACCUCCCGGGCCAGAUAAACCUGAUAGGAAACUGGCCGAGCGCCGGAAUCCUAACCCACCACAGCGCGCCUUCUGAGAUCGCCUACCACCAAGGCAGCACAACAGACUUCUCCUGGGGCUACGAUAUCCCGAGAACUGUACGGAGAUUGAAAUGGUUUAAGCUGCUCCUAGAGAGUAACGACGAUCAUGUACAGAGUGGGAUGCCCCUGCCGCCGGGGAUGACGGCGAUGGAUGUCACCCGGGAUUUCUUAUCAGCGCUGUACCAGCACGCUAUAAGUACGCUUUGGAGGCAGAAUGGGCAGGCGGUGAUGUCAAUGACGAGGGUAGAUUUCGUACUCACCGUGCCGGCGGUUUGGUCGGAUACUGCUAAGCAGAGGACCAGGGAGGCGGCGGUUGCGGCGGGAAUGUCGAAUGAUCAUAACCUUUCGUUACUGUCGGAGCCAGAGGCUGCAGCGAUAUAUACUAUUAAGAAUCAGGAUGCGAAUGCUAUAAAUGUCCACGAUAGGAUCGUGGUCUGCGAUGCUGGCGGUGGAACAGUCGACUUGAUAUCCUACACAGUCCUUAGUAUCGAGCCUCUAAAAGUAACAGAAUGUGCUGUGGGAACAGGCGACUUCUGCGGCUCAACCUAUAUCGACCGUAACUUCGAAGUGUUGCUCCAGCAACGCAUGGGCCACCACUACCACAGCCUGCGCGUGGAGACUCAGCAGCGUAUCGUGAAAAACUUCGAAGAGGUAAAGUGUGCAUUUAGGGAUAAACCUGACCAAAAUGUAUAUCACGUGAAUGUUCCCACCGUAAACUCGAUUCCGGAAGCAGGGAUAUACGGCGGGGAGUUCCAAUUGACUCGCGAAGAAAUGAGGCGAUUAUUCGAUCCGAUAGUCAACCAAAUCAUGGUUUUAAUAAGUGGCCAAAUACAGUCCAUCUGCAAAGAGGGGUAUCAUGUAAACUCUGUCCUCCUAGUCGGCGGCUUUGGAGAAUCCCCCGCAACAGCGGUAGUAAAAGGAGCCGUCCUGCGGGGCCUUGAGCCGUCCCUACCCCUCCAAGUAAGCCACGUUGUCCGGCGCUCCCGUCGGCAUUACGGCACCCCAAUGAGCACCCUUUUCAUCCCAGGCCGACACAGCGAGCGCGACGCCUACACCGACCCAAUAACCGGCCGCCGGAUGGCGCGCAACCAAGUAUCCUGGUUCCUGAAUAAGGGAGACCCAAUAACCGACGACCGGCGCAUAACCAGGAACUUUUGUCGCUCCUUCAAAAAAUACUCCGGGCCAUGGGUCGAUAGCAUGGUUGCGUGCGAUCUGGACCGCCCGCCGAGCAGGGUCACGCGGGAUGUCAAGCACAUUUGCAAUAUCACGGCGGAUCUGAGCUCCGUGAGCAAGUCCAGUUACGAGAAGAAGUGGAGGAACUGGAGGAGGUAUUACGUCGCGAGAUAUAAUCUGGAUUUGACGAUUUUGAGUGGGGAAAUGAAGUUUGAGUUGAUUUUCAGGGGGGCAAGUUAUGGGAGCAUUUCGGUGGAUUUCGACCUGUAAGUGGCGAACGGUAUGAUGGAGAGCUUGGACGGGGGACUGUGGGCGGUCAUGAUAUAUUACCCUUGCGGCCUACCCUUAGGGUUUCAUGGAAGGUGGAGCAUUCGAUUUUGAUUGCGGGAAAGGUUCUCACGAGGAGUGGAUGCUGAGCAUCGUGCGCUUUUUUAUACGCGUUGAACAAACCGAAAAACCAACCAUUUCCUCUAUCUUAUCCUCUA